Messenger RNA from Ananas comosus (pineapple), 1134 nucleotides. RefSeq lists its product as uncharacterized. The transcript has 4 exons. The record is from RefSeq and is a predicted model, not a curated record. NCBI's taxonomy places the organism in Eukaryota, Viridiplantae, Streptophyta, Magnoliopsida, Poales, Bromeliaceae. The coding region runs from base 1 to 1134 and encodes 377 amino acids. Gene Ontology annotation, cellular component: endoplasmic reticulum.
AUGGAGGAGAGGGAGAAGAAGCCCAGAGAGGGAAGACGCCUCGAGAACUCGGCGACGAAGACCAUCACCCUCACGCCGACCCCGUCGACCUUUUCGUCAUCGAGAACACCGUCCACCGCCACCUGGAGCGGAUCGGAUGGCCGUAGCUCAGCCGACAGCUGUUACUUUCCGGGGUGCCGCAAAGACGCCAACUGCAACUGCGACAUCUGCCUCGCGAGCAUCGACGCCACCCGCGACCUCGUCCGGAACACAGCCCUCAUCUCCCCCCAUUUCCUCACCAAGCUCUCCUCCACAAAAACCCCGGCAAAGAGAUCGUUGCUCUUACCCGAACCCAAAUCGCCACCCGCCACGCCCGAAUUCGGCUCCUCCGUCACGAUCCCCUUAACACCGCCCGUCCAAUUCACCCCCCCUGCCCGAUCCACGGCAAAAUCGAGGCCGCCGGAGAAGGCGGCGGUGAGAAAGGAGAGACGCCGGGGUGUCGGGUGUAAGAUGCUGAGCCUUUUGGCUGGAUGGUUGUUGCUUUGGGCAGUGGAUUCGGGGUUGUCGGCGGCGGUGUUGAGGGGUUUUGGACCGAAGUUGACAGCGGAUGUAGUGCGGCAAUUCGGGGAGGAGUCGCGGGUUUAUGGGACCGAUUUGAAGGGGAGAUUGCGGAUUCUGCAGCAGAAGAUUGAUGGGGUUGUUGGUGGGGGUCUUUCAAAUUGCGGAUCCGAGGAUUCGGUUUGGGAAUUGAAGCAGGAGGGUCACCUUUUCUUCCACUGGAGGUGUGUUAUAUACAAAUCUGCAGCAGAGGAAGUGAGCAUCUGGGGAAGUCCCCUCCGGACAUCCGGCCUCCUCCCGACAACAUUCUCUCGUCGAUCCCUAACCCUUCUCUCUGGUCGAAUCACAGAGUGGUCCGACGGGAAGCUGAUGUCUACUCUCAGAGCAAGCAACAGCAGCUCGUGGACAUACCAAAAGUGGAGCUCCGCGGCGGUGCAAUUAGAUCCAGAGACAUGGGUGUUGGAGUACGAGAGGAGCGCUCUAUUUCACGGCCCGAGAUUGAUCCCUUCUUUAUGGGAGCUCCUGCAAUCGAGAUUGUCGAAGACGGAUUCAGCUCUAUUCGUGGUUUCUGUUGCAAUUCUCACAGACGGGGUUUAG